AUGGCGGCGCUGAAGGAGACUUGGAGCUACGGGCUGUCGUGCGGGCGGCUGGGCGACGGCAGCCGGGUGUCCGUGUUCCACGUGAAGCUCACCGACAGCGCCGUGAAGGCCUUCGAGAGCUACCGCUCCAGUCAGGGCUCCGUCACACCGAGACCGUCGAUCCGCUUUCAGGGCAACCAAGGGGUGAGUCCCAAGCACAUGGGCCACAGCCGUGGGGAUGUCCACCUGGACUGCCUGGGCAGCAUCCAGGAUAAGAUCACCGUGUGUGCCACCGAUGACUCCUACCAGAAGGCGCGACAGAGCCUGGCCCAGGCUGAGGAGGAGACUCGGAGCCGCAGCGCCAUUGUCAUCAAGCCGGGUGGCCGAUACCUGGGCAAAAGGGUCCAUUUCCGGAAGCCAGCCCCAGGGCCGCCUGACCCCGUGCCCUCCCGGAAGCGGGCCACCCCUGCCAACCCAGCCAGCACUCUCAGGAAGUGCAGCGGUGGGGGUGUCUCCCAGCGGCCGUUUCGUGACCGGGUGCUGCAUCUCCUGGCGCUGAGGCCCUACCGAAAGGCUGAGCUGCUGCUGCGUCUGCAGAGGGAUGGGCUGUCGCAGCCAGACAAGGACUCACUAGACAGCCUCCUCCAGCAGGUGGCCAACGUGAGCACCAAGGACGGCACGUGCACACUCAAGGACAGCAUGUACAAGGACGUGCAGCGGGAUUGGCCUGGCUACUCAGAGGGUGACCGGCAACUGCUCCAGCGCAUGCUCGUCAGGAAGCUGUGCCAGCCACAGGGUGCCGGGCCCGUCCCUGGGGACCCUGCUGCCAGCCCUCCAAGGGAGCAUGGGAAUGCCUCCUCCCUGCCACAGAAGCGGCCACAGCCUCCUGACUUCAUCGAUCCCCUCGCCAGCAAGAAGCCUCGGAUAUCACACUUUGCCCAGCGUACCCAGCCUGCCAUCAACGGGAAACUGAAUCCACCCCUUAACCGUGCUGCUCCCAACCCCCCAAUGCCUGAGCCCCUGAGGCCCCACGACCCCCUGGCUGAUGUUAGCAAUGACCUGAGCCACACAGAACCUCCUGAGGCAGGAGGCCCAGGCCCUGCUGAGCGCCUGCACCCACCCCCAUCCCCAGAUUGCACCCAGCCCAGCCGGCCCCAUGGCAAGGCCAAGAAGAAGUCCAAGAAGCACCGGGACAAGGAACGGUUACCCAGGGACCGGCCCCGGGGCUCGAAACCCAACCUAGAGCCCGUGGAGAGCUCGGGCAGCACCGUCGGAACCCCGCCAGACGCCCCAGGGUUGAAUGGUGCCUGCCAUAGUGCCAGCAUCCCCACCUCCACCUCAGACACACCUGAUUACUUACUGAAGUACUCAGCCAUCUCGUCCUCGGAGCAGCGGCAGAGCUACAAGAAUGACUUCAACUCAGAGUACAGCGAGUACCGCGACCUGCACGCCCGCAUCGAGCGCAUCACGCGACGCUUCACACAACUCGACGCCCAGCUCCGGCAGCUCUCCCAGGGCUCCCCGGAGUAUGAGACCACUCGAGGGCAGAUCUUACAGGAGUACCGGAAAAUAAAAAAGACAAACACCCACUACAGCCAGGAAAAGCAGCGGUGCGAGUACCUGCACAGCAAGCUGGCCCACAUCAAGAGGCUCAUCGCCGAGUACGACCAGCGGCAGGCGCCCUCCUGGCACUAGCUGGAGGCGCUGGGCGACAGGCGCCGCCCAGGGACCAGUGGCCUUGUGGCCUGCCCCCGCCACGUGGACCCUUGUGGAUGAUAGGGUCUGGGGGACAAAC
Echinops telfairi (small Madagascar hedgehog) is the source of this 1774-nucleotide messenger RNA. It is a transcript of the gene ELL, whose product is annotated as elongation factor for RNA polymerase II. The transcript has 11 exons. The coding region runs from base 1 to 1674 and encodes 557 amino acids. NCBI's taxonomy places the organism in Eukaryota, Metazoa, Chordata, Mammalia, Afrosoricida, Tenrecidae. The record is from RefSeq and is a predicted model, not a curated record. Gene Ontology annotation, cellular component: transcription elongation factor complex. Gene Ontology annotation, molecular function: cis-regulatory region sequence-specific DNA binding. Gene Ontology annotation, biological process: snRNA transcription by RNA polymerase II; transcription elongation by RNA polymerase II; positive regulation of transcription elongation by RNA polymerase II.